GUUAGAUUAUUGAGGAACUUCCUGUUUUACUUAAUGUCAUUCGUAAGCUGCGAUUGGAACACGUAAGCAGAGGUUGGACCGCGAAAAGGAUGAUUUUUUCGUCGAAUGUGAUUUUAGCUUGAAAAAUAUCUAGGGAUUUGCUGGCUCGCAAUUGUUAUCCGCAAAAAAAAAACUAUGAACCUCUACACAUUCAUCUUGCCCAUCUUCACCUUAGUGGGACCGUCCCUCUCAAUCGAGGCAGACCAUCCUCUCGGAGCCCGCCGCAGCUGUAAAUUCGACUCGGUCCGACUAUGCGACCACUUCGUCGACAAAACCGACCUAAUAAACGUCAUCUUCACCGAAUUAGCCUCCACUCGUAACAUAUUCAUCAGCAACGCUCACGGUUUCGGCAGCUCCCUCAAUCUAGCCCUGAUCGACAUGUUCGCCAACGAAGAAUACACCCUCGAUCGCCAACCCAUACAUCCAGAAAACAGCUACUCGUACUCGGUGCUCAAAGAAAACAACUUCAAAAUCUCCCAACACCAGUCUCUAUUCGACGAGCAUAUCGGCAAAUACAUCGUCGUCCCGUUACGUUUACGACAAUACAUGCAAGACGAAAUACUCCCCAAACACGUCGCUUGGAGUCUAAACAUGAUGAUCUCCUGGAGUAAUCGACGCUGGAGAUGGGUCGGUUUCAACACCAAGAACUUCACCAGAGGCGACAACGAAACCAGCCAGCGUGAUUUCUCCUUCUUGCAGAAAGUCACCAGGACCAAGUUCAAACUAUGGGAGAUCACGACGGCGGUCGAGAGAUACGUCGAGAUACUGCACAGGUAUUUCAACAAGAAAAUCAUCAUCUUGGUCGACGACUACGAUAGGAUAUUCCGACACGCUAUUCAGCAUACGCUUAAAAAUAUCGACUUUUAUUACUCCUUUUUGAAUAAGGUACUGUUGCCAGUGCUGCAGGAUAACGAGCGAGUACACAAGGUGAUCAUCACCGGUACGACUACGUUACCUUUAUACUUGGGUAACUGCAGCUUGGCACCUUUGGUCGAGAAAUACACAUUCCUGCAAGAGCACGCUUUCACCCCGUUCUUUGGAUUCGACGAUCAAGAGGUCGACGACCUUUUCGCCAAGUUCCAUAUCCCCUUAGACGAUAAACACGAACUGGAGGACUACGCUGGCGGAUACAAAACACUAACCUCGCUCACCCCCAAGUACAACUCGGACUUGGUCAUGUCUUACUUCAGACGAAGACGCAAUCUAGUCGACGACCUCGUAUUCAACGGCACCACAGCUAAGAAAUCACCCGAAGACGAAGAACUCUAUUUCCCAACGCCUUUCCUAAUGGUUCCACCGUUCCGUUACAGGAUCGUCGAACUGCUGCACAAACUCGACAUCGAAUUCCAUCUAGUCGAAUACAACGAGACGAUUUUCGCCAGAUUCGCCGAUUUCACCGUGUACAACUAUCCGAACAAAGACACGUUCGAUUUAGACUUACUAUUCACCUAUAUCUUCGACCAAGGAUACCUUCGACCGACCAACGUCGCCAAUAAAUACCACAUACCCAACCGAGCAGCCCUCAACGAGACGUGGACCGCCAUGAAAAUCUACUACAACGAUCUCGGACAACCGGCCCUACAAAACAUAGCCUUAGAUUUCAAGAAAAUCUUACUAUCCGAAAACAGCUCGCAAAUCGACUCGAUCAAACAAGAACUGCAGACCAAAUUGAACACUUACUUUAAACAACUCACCGAUAAAGAGCACUUCGAAACGCUUCGAGUACCCGAGUAUCAUUUCCAUAGCAUCGUCUACGCUGCCUUGGCCUCGUUCGAAGGACUGUACUUGAACGAAAACGAACUCGAUGCUUUUGGUAAAUCCCAUAUUCAGUUCUCGACACCGAUCAGUACCACUAAAGGUAUCAUCGAAAUUAAAUACGGCGAGAGCGCCGAACAAGCGCUGGAAUUGGCUCUUAGUAGCUUUAUCUCGGAUACGCAGCUCAACGAGAUCAAAUAUAUCGGCAUUAAUAUCGAUAAACAUAUCGAUACUUCGAUUUUGGUGCAACUUAAGCCCAUACAAGAGCACGAACAGAAUCCGUAUCAGAGAAAAUAGACGUGUUAAAUAAAGGGUUAUUGGUUUUUUAAGCAGUAUUCUCAACGUAUAUAGGGACUACCUAUUUAAGUAUAAUUUUAUUUAAUGUAGGUUAAUCUUUAAUCCAGCAAGAAAAAAAAUUACUCGGUUUGGAUUUGUAAUAAACGAAAUUUCAAUAUUUUA
This is a messenger RNA of Planococcus citri (citrus mealybug), 2253 nucleotides long. RefSeq lists its product as uncharacterized. The record is from RefSeq and is a predicted model, not a curated record. Lineage: Eukaryota; Metazoa; Arthropoda; Insecta; Hemiptera; Pseudococcidae. The coding region runs from base 175 to 2091 and encodes 638 amino acids. The transcript has 2 exons.